This is a messenger RNA of Rhinopithecus roxellana (golden snub-nosed monkey), 2064 nucleotides long. RefSeq names its product sorcin (gene SRI). Bases 101 to 697 code for a protein of 198 amino acids. The transcript is spliced from 8 exons. Lineage: Eukaryota; Metazoa; Chordata; Mammalia; Primates; Cercopithecidae. The record is from RefSeq and is a predicted model, not a curated record. Gene Ontology annotation, molecular function: calcium ion binding.
GGUGUGCUCUGGGGCGGCCCCCUCGCGGCAGGGCGGGGCGGGACAGGCGGCUGGGAGGCCUGGCGCACAGAGCCAAGGAGGCGGCGGCGCAGCCUGCACCAUGGCGUACCCAGGGCAUCCUGGCGCCGGCGGCGGGUACUACCCAGGCGGGUAUGGAGGGGCUCCCGGAGGACCUGCGUUUCCCGGACAAACUCAGGAUCCGCUGUAUGGUUACUUUGCUGCUGUAGCUGGACAGGAUGGUCAGAUAGAUGCUGAUGAAUUGCAGAGAUGUCUGACACAGUCUGGCAUUGCUGGAGGAUACAAACCUUUUAACCUGGAGACUUGCCGGCUUAUGGUUUCAAUGCUGGAUAGAGAUAGGUCUGGCACAAUGGGUUUCAAUGAAUUUAAAGAACUCUGGGCUGUACUGAAUGGCUGGAGACAACACUUUAUCAGUUUUGACACUGACAGGAGUGGAACAGUAGAUCCACAAGAACUGCAGAAGGCCCUGACAACAAUGGGAUUUAGGUUGAGUCCCCAGGCUGUGAAUUCAAUUGCAAAACGAUACAGCACCAAUGGAAAGAUCACCUUCGAUGACUACAUCGCCUGCUGCGUCAAACUGAGGGCUCUUACAGACAGCUUUCGAAGACGGGAUACUGCUCAGCAAGGUGUUGUGAAUUUCCCAUAUGAUGAUUUCAUUCAAUGUGUCAUGAGCGUUUAAAUCAAGAGGAAGCUGCAUGAAUGUAAUCGACAUUCCAAAUGGAAUAUCCUCCUUUGCUUGUCCUCUUUGCCUUCGGUAAUAUGUGUAAACUUACAUCACGACUUUCAACAGCUGUUGUAAAGUUUAUUACUUUAUGUAAAAUUGAAGUUUUGUUUUUAAUUUUGAUAAUAAAUUCUUUGGAACUUUAAUAAGAUCUAGUCUGUUACACCAUUUAGAACUUUCCUGAGCCAUUAUCAGUCAUGCCUUAUUUUCUUGCUAAAACUGUGUAAAUUUAAGUAUGCAAAAUGUUUAAGUCGCAUUAUUUAUUUUUCAUUGUGAGACACUAAAAACUGUUAAUCAGACUACAACUGUUACCUUUCCUCUCCUAGAAAGAAUACGCCACACAUAAAAACUUAGGUAAAUGACAUAGACCCACUUGGGUGCAAAAGAACAACAAAAAAGGUAAUCCAGUAAUCCCUGUCAGGAUUCAUCUUAGUAGAAAUUUAGCACAGGCCCUUUAAAACCUAUUGAAUAAUUUGAGUGGCAAAUACUAUGUGUCACCAAGUCCCUUUUUGUCAUCUAUUUAAACUUUUGUUAACUAUACUUAAAAAUCUUGUACAUUAUAAGCUUAACUAUAUAAAAAGAAAAUUGAUAGAAAAAGACUAAGGGAAUAUAUGAAAAUAUUAACAAUGUUUAUUUUUGAUUAAUAGAAUUCUAGAUGACUUUAAUUUUCUUUAUAUAUUUCAGCAUUUUUCAGAUUUUCUAUAUGCUUUCCUUUUAAAAUCAGAUUCUAGUUUUUAAAAUACUGAUACAUCCAUUUUGAUAUACCAUGUGUUCACACUUUAAAAAAUACACAUAGCAGAGUAUUGGAAGGUAUGUACCAAAACAUUGAUCUGGCUACCACUGGGAGUCAGGAGCAUGAGUUCAUCUUCUCCCUUCUUACUGCUUUUCCAAACAUACUCCAGUAAGCAGGUACUACAUUUAUAAUGGAAGAAAUUUUUUAAAAAAUUUUAAGCUGUACACUUUCAAGUAAGAUCUGAAUGCUAAUGCUGGCUUGUGCCUCUUUCUAUGUGGUUUGGUCAUUAUAGAUAAUGCCAAGUUUCAGUUUCCCCAUCUUUGAAAAGGAGAUAAUAUGUUAUCUCUUGGGAGUAGUUCUGAAUAUGAAAAGUGUGUUGAUACAAGAAGCACUAACAAUGUUUGUUUCUUAAAUUUAAAGGUGGCCUGUUUGCCUUUUUUAUCAAGAGAGCUUAACAGAUUAAAAAAUGAAAUUAGGCUAUUUUCUACUUGCCAGCAGAGUAUCUGUCUUAUUUUAGGAUGCAGCAUGAGACUUACCAUUCAACUGAACAAUUAGUUGUCAACCAAUGAAAAUAAAACAUUUUCUCUAAGCA